Pseudozyma flocculosa PF-1 is the source of this 909-nucleotide messenger RNA. RefSeq lists its product as uncharacterized. The transcript has 6 exons. NCBI's taxonomy places the organism in Eukaryota, Fungi, Basidiomycota, Ustilaginomycetes, Ustilaginales, Ustilaginaceae. The coding region runs from base 1 to 909 and encodes 302 amino acids. The record is from RefSeq and is a predicted model, not a curated record.
AUGAUGGCCAAUAGCGGCCAACGGUAUCACCGCUCUGACAACGCCGAGGCGUACCGUCAGAAUGCCUCGUUCGUCUACUCUCCCGCCUACACUUCUCCGGUCCUGGGUCUGCUCGAUGCCAAGGCCGGCGAACGUAUCUUGGACCUAGGUUGCGGAAGUGGCGAACUCACCCUGGAUGUCGCCCGGCUGAUCUCGAGGCCGGAACAAGCGGCGACUGCCGCCGGGCACGUCCUCGGCAUCGAUGCCUCGGCCGACAUGAUUGACAAGGCCACCCGCCUCCGCGAUGCCGCCGCCGCCGCCGCUGCUGCUGCUGCUGCCCAACAGGGCGAUCCGGACGGGCUCGGCGACCGGGUCAAGUUCCGAGUGCUCGAUGGACACGAGCUCGCCACUGGCCUCGGACACGACCUCGAGGGCACGUUCGACAAGGUGUUCAGCAACGCAGCGCUGCAUUGGAUGAAGGCCUCGCCGUCCCAAGUGAUCCGAGGCGUCCGGACCGCCCUCAAGCGCGGAGGCGUCUUUGCGGCCGAGAUGGGCGGCUUCCUCAACUGCAUCGGCAUCCGAGCGCUGCUGCACCAGAGCUGCCGUCGACGCGGCGUCGAUCCGGACGCGGUGGAUCCUUGGUUCUUCCCGACGGCCGAGCAGUAUAGCGCGCUGCUGAUCGAGGGCGGGUUCGAGGUACGCCACUGCGAGCUGGUACCGCGUCUGACUGCGCUGCCGCCCUCGUCGGGUCUGCGCGGCUGGCUGUCGACGUUUGCCGGGCCCUUCCUCAACGCCUUCGACGACGAGGGGACGCGCGGCGCCGUGCUCGACGAGGUCGAGGCGGCGCUGAGGCCCGACUGCUACGACGCCGCCGAGGAUAGGUGGUCGAUCAUGUAUGUUCGGCUCAGGAUCAGGGCCGUGGCUGUUUAG